Messenger RNA from Amphiprion ocellaris (clown anemonefish), 3117 nucleotides. It is a transcript of the gene kcnk12l, whose product is annotated as potassium channel, subfamily K, member 12 like. Lineage: Eukaryota; Metazoa; Chordata; Actinopteri; Pomacentridae. Gene Ontology annotation, molecular function: potassium ion leak channel activity. Gene Ontology annotation, cellular component: membrane. The transcript is spliced from 2 exons. The record is from RefSeq and is a predicted model, not a curated record. Gene Ontology annotation, biological process: stabilization of membrane potential; potassium ion transmembrane transport. The coding region runs from base 1634 to 3016 and encodes 460 amino acids.
CUUUCAUCCAGACUGAAAUCUCUCCAAAACUUUGAAUGGAUUGGCCCAAAAUUAUAUUUUAAAAAUGCCGGUCGCUUUGCUGAUCCCCCGACUUUCCCUCCAGCAUCACAGUGAGGUUGACAUUUUAUUGAAAUGACUAAACAAACAUUAGAUUGCCAUGAAGUUUGGUUUUAUGUAUGGCCAUCAACAAGUAAAAAUGUGAAUUUUCUCUGAUUCUUUAAUAAUGUUCUACUUUGUACUGUGUUCACAGCAAAAUAGCGAAUGUAGGCAUGCUAAUCUAAGACAGUGAACUUGGUAAUUAUGAUCUGUUAUCUACGAUCAGUAAGCAGAAGUCAUAUUAAUCUAUUAUAAGCUACUAGCCAAAGUUUUGGAUAGUUUAGAUAUCAGUGCCACAUAGAGUUUCAUAAGUUUUAUUGUUGGUUUUGGUCUUCAUUCUCUUCUGAGGUGUGACUGUCGAUGCCAUUGAAUACUUCUUUACUUUUCUGUCAGUGUGCAUGACACGGCAGAUGUGGUGUCUGUCCUCCACACCUGUCAUUCAGCCAUCAGUGGGGAGGCAGAGGGAACCCCUGCCCUUACCUGCAGCACCAGACAAGAUUAAAGGGAUGAGCAGACAGAGAAACUGAUAGUCAUGUUCAACAAAUCCUCCCACACAGUCUGCAGCAACAACAAAAAGCCUUCUCAGUGGUGGUGAGGAGAGGGAGGCAAACUCACAUUUGUUUGGCUGAACAGGCAAGCUUCUGAUCACAUUGCUCCAAUAUUUUUGCCACUCUUAAACACUAGUUUUAAUUAUUCACAUACUUAAUUAGGGUGGAUUCCUCCAUUCAUGCUUGGUAGAUGUAACUGAGUGACUAAAUAACCAAUUAUCUAAAGCAAACAUUUGUAGCUCUUUUGGGCAAAGUUAAAUUAAGGCGAGAUGAAGGCUUAAAGGAGCGAAGGGUAGUGCUUUUUAAAAUGAAGAGAUGUCUGCACCAGUCGGGGUGUGCUCAAAAGAGGAGGGGGUGGGGAGGGGAUGGUGAUGUCAGUGUGACAGAUGAAACAUCAGACAGCCUUUCAGUUUGCACACACACACACACACACACACACACACACACACAAAAAUUCAAGAGGCUUCCUCUUACUGGUCAUUGUGCAGCAGAUCCAUGGAAUAAGCACACGCAAACCAGCAGUGCUCAGGUACGACAUGGUUUUGUUCUUUAAACUUUGAUUUAUUUGAUGGAAAUGCAUGUAAGAGAUUGCUUAUGAGAAGAAAUAUCUCUUUAGUGUUUUCUUAUUGUCACCAGUUUAACCAAGGCUUGGUAUGUUUUCUGUCAAAGUUUUUCAUAAGUGGGACAAAAUAAUGCAAAACAAAAUAAUAUAGUAUUUAAACUGUGUCAAAUGUGCUUUUAAUAUUUGUCUUUUUUUGUUUUGUUACAGAAUAUAUUCUCCUCACAUGUCUAAUUUUCCUACUAAAAUAUCAAAGCAGCCCUCGACAACCUCCUCCAAGAAUACAUUAUUCAGUCCUAUACAUUUUCAGAGCCAGUUGUAUCACUGCUGUCUAUGUAAACCAAAAAUUUGACAUUGUAGGUGGAUGUAUUUUGUGUGGUGAUGCACAUACAGUGAGUGUGUGACUUGGCAGCGCUGGCAGAGGUGGUGCAUGUUGUUGCAGUGGUGUAUCUGUGCUGCUGCUGUGCUCAUGGCUCAGAGGAGGGCUGCAGGAGGCUGCUGCUGCCCCAGAGCACCCAUGAAUGAAGACAACGCUCGUUUCUGCCUGCUGGCCGGCCUCAUCUUACUCUACUUACUGUGCGGUGCCGCCAUCUUCUCGGCUUUGGAGCAUCCCUUCGAGCUCCGCGCCCGCCUUCUCUGGAAACAGCAGCUGGACAACUUCACCAGGCGAUACAGGGUCAACCUGGGGGCUCUGCACACUCUGCUGCGCCAGUAUGAGGAGGCUAAUGGAGCUGGGAUCAGAGUGGACACGCUGAGGCCACGCUGGGACUUCUCUGGAGCUUUCUACUUUGUGGGCACAGUUGUCUCCACUAUUGGCUUUGGCAUGACCACGCCAGCAACCAUAGCAGGAAAAAUAUUCUUAAUCUUCUAUGGUCUUAUUGGCUGUGCUGCCACCAUCCUCUUCUUUAACCUCUUCCUGGAGAGGAUCAUCACCAUGCUAGCUUACAUCAUGCGCUGGUGCCACGAGCGCCGUCUGAGGUGUGCCGGUGUUGGGGUGAUGUCAAGCAGGGAAGAGUCGUCUGGUGAGGAGGACAGUCUGGAAGGCUGGAAACCGUCAGUCUAUUACGUGAUGCUGAUCCUGGGCAUUGCAUCUAUUGUGAUUGCAUGCAGUGCCUCCACUCUGUACAGCUCCAUGGAGAACUGGAGCUAUGUGGACUCUCUCUACUUCUGCUUCGUGGCCUUCAGCACCAUUGGCUUCGGGGACCUGGUGAGCAGUCAGAGGCAGCAGUAUGAGUCACAGGAGGCCUACCGGGUCGGAAACUGCCUUUUCAUCUUAAUGGGAGUAUGUUGUAUCUACUCACUUUUCAAUGUCAUCUCUAUUAUCAUCAAGCAAACUCUCAACUGGAUCCUGGGUAAGAUGGUCUGCUCAGAGAAGCAUCAGCUGUGUUCCUGCUCUACACCCGGCUGGUGCCUGUGUUGCCCCUGCCUCCAGAGCAAAAAUCAAAAGCAGAGACGUCCACCUGCACAAUUCAGGCCAAAACGCAUAAAACGUAACGCGGUGCAGCCCGUCUCAUCCCACCGACCUGCAGGAAAGCAUCGCUACACAGGCGCCUCUGUGGAGUCUGUGUGUGGCAGUGAGACGGAUGCAGUGGCUGAAGUAUACGUGGGGCGACGUAUGUCAGGAGAGAUGAUCUCUGUCAACGAGUUCAUGGUUUCAAAUAAGGUGUCUCUGGCACUGCUGCAGAAGCAGCUGAGUGAAACAGCCCACCAGGGCCCUCGGCAGAGCUACGGCCAUCAGAAUGGAUUCUCUGGUGGCGUCGGGGCUUUGGCCAUCAUGAACAAUCGCCUGCAGGAGACCAGUGUGGACAGAUAGCAUGAAGAUAGCAGUUUACUUCUUGUGUUUGGAUUCUCUAGAUUCCAUAGGAAUAGGUUGUGAAUAUUCCUUAGGAAGUCUUUUUUUUUUUUUUUUUUUUU